CAGUCCCGAGGCUUAUGCUGUAUGCUUGCUGCCACUGCUCAAUCACACAUUUCUAGAGGUCAGCCUACUGGCAGUUUGUUACAAGUUCGAGGAGUCAGCCUACUCGCAGUCUGUUUCAAUGAAAAUGUAUGGCAUAGACAAGGACCGACAUUUCAUACAUCUUCAUUGUCUGUGGAUUGUCGGCUAUGUUGCCUCCUCCCCCCUGCAUUCCAUUCCUGUCUCCAUCUCUUGCAAUGUGGGAAGCCAAGCCAUCCUUCCCUGCAAGUGGAAGUCCCAGCUAGACAACGUCCCAGUUUGCCAUGUCCAGUGGCAGACACCUGACGAGACCGUGUUUGAACAGAUGGGGGCGCAACAGUGGCAGGCAACCGAGUUUGAGGGGCGGGUGGAGGUACCUGAGGAAAAGCUGUGGGAGGGAGACUGCUCUCUGAUCUUGAGUGACGUGCAGUUUGGGGAUGUGGGGCUUUACGAGAGCUUCAUGGUGGUUGACAGGGCACGUAAUAAGAGGCGGGUGUUCAUCCAGAGUGUCCAGCUCUCAGUCCAUGACUACACGUCCGAGGAGUCCUUGAGGGUGGGUGAAACCCUGGCCCUGAAGCUCCACACUCCCCAGGCCAUGAAAGUGGUCUUCCGGGGGAGGAACAGCACAGAGUUGACGGUCCUGUGGAUGAGGGGUGAAGAGGAGGUCAACAGGGGUCGUCUUGAGGCUGAAGGGCUUGUGGUCCUCAAAGGGUUGAAAAUAGACGACUGUGGGACCUAUACCGUGUUGGAUUCCCAUGGGCUGCCGGUUAGCACGGUUCAGCUUACAGUGGAAGCAUGUCAGGUUGAUGAAACUCAAAGAUUACAUCAGACCCAGGUCAAACCAGCACCUGUAGGUAAAUCAACAUAUAACAGGUCCUCCUCUCUGGUUAUGUUAUUUGUCCUGCUGUUCAGUCCCCUGAUUCAACAUCUCCUCUAACACCGAUCUGCCAUGGGGCGCUCAUCCAAUACUACCAUGGCUUCCACAAGGUGCUGUCCCAGCCCAACUUCCGCAGCCUGGCCGUGCGCUCAGAGCUCAUCAACCUGCACCACCUCAUGGUCACAAGAAACACAAGCCCAAAUCUGUCUAGGAAAUUAUUUUAACCUCCAGAAGAUUUGUUCUCAUCCACUGUUUCCUAUCAUAGCUUUUUCGUUUUUAUUAUAGUUAACUACAUACUGUAGAUUAAUAUUCAUUGUUUAGAUUAAAUGCAUCUGUUAGAAAAGCAAAGUUGGUGAAGGAUCUCAUGACAUCCUGACUCAGAGCUUCCACAGCCUGUUUCCAUGUGCUGGAAAACCCCCUGACUAACUGGGUGAUCCGGGCUGAGAGAGAAGAAAGAAAAAGAGGGUUUGAGAAAGGGGAG
This is a messenger RNA of Salvelinus namaycush (lake trout), 1373 nucleotides long. RefSeq lists its product as uncharacterized. Gene Ontology annotation, biological process: cellular response to lipopolysaccharide; immune response; negative regulation of T cell proliferation. NCBI's taxonomy places the organism in Eukaryota, Metazoa, Chordata, Actinopteri, Salmoniformes, Salmonidae. Gene Ontology annotation, cellular component: external side of plasma membrane. The coding region runs from base 119 to 952 and encodes 277 amino acids. The transcript is spliced from 7 exons. The record is from RefSeq and is a predicted model, not a curated record.